AUGUGGUACGCGAUUUCUCGACCAAGCGAGUAUCUCGUGCUCACUGGAGCCGGGAUUGACGACAUCAAAGUAUGCAAGAAGGCAUUUGUGUGGCCACUUCAACGGUGUUCGAGGACAUCUGUAGCACCGUAUGAUUUCUCGCUUAGCCUUCAGGCUAUGACAAUCGAGAAGCUGCAGUUUUCUCUGCCAGCAGUGUUUACCAUCGGCCCUGAUAACGAGCAAGGCGCACUCAGAAAAUAUGCGCUGCUUCUUUCGGGCUGCACAGACGAGGCUGAUCCUACCCAGAAGAAGGAUCUGAACAGCAAAGCAAAGCAGAACCAUGUACAGGAUAUUGUUCGAGGAAUCAACGAAGGUGAAACACGAGUGAUCGUUUCUAGCAUGUCCAUGGAGGAGAUUUUCAAGGAGAGACAGAUUUUUAAGACGAAAGUGAUCGAGAACGUUCAAAAUGAACUCCAGCAGUUUGGCCUGAGAAUUUAUAAUGCCAACGUAAAGGAGCUUCAAGAUACCCCUGGAAGUGAAUAUUUUGCUUUCCUGAGCCGAAAGGCUCAUGAGGGAGCCCUCAACCAAGCCAAGAUUGAUGUUGCCGAGGCACGAAUGAAAGGAGAAAUUGGAGAGGCAGAGAAAAAGGGCAGAACCAAGCAGGAGAUCUCCAAGAUUGACGCCGACACUGCUGUUCUAGAAACAAAGCGCAAGGCGGAGAAGGCCAAGGCAGACUCAGAGCUUACGAACCGCAAAACAGAACUGGAUGCUGACGUCCAACUCAACAAGAUCGCAGCUCAGCGUCAGACGGAAAUGAGAGACGCUGAGUUGCAGAAACAAGUGCAAAGCAAGCGCGCAGAGACGGAGUUGGAGCGUCUCAGAGCCGAGCAGGUCACAAAAAGCAAGGUUGAGCGUGAGUCUUCCCAGGAAGAGGCCGACGCUGCCUUUUAUACGGAACAGAAGGCGGCGGAUGCAGAAUUGUAUAAGAGCAAAAUGGAAGCAGAUGCAACCUAUUACCGUCAGAGCAAAGACGCAGAUGCAGCUUUCUAUACUCAAAAGCGAGAAGCCGAAGGAAUCCUCGAGAUGGCAAAGGCAUAUGGUGCGCUUGUUGAUGUUCUCGGUGGUCCUCAGGCGUUCCUACAGUACCGAAUGUUGGAGUCUGGCACUUAUGAAAGGUUGGCCGAUGCAAAUGGUCGUGCUAUCAGUGGCCUCCAGCCGAAGAUCACCACCUGGAAUACCGGAGACCAUGGAAACAGUUCGUCAGAUUCAAUGGCACCAAUUCGGAAUAUCAUGCAGGGCCUCCCUCCUAUCUUGAGCACAAUCCAUGAACAGACCGGGAUAGCGCCACCAUCAUGGUUUGCUGAAAUGCCCAAGACCAAGGAUGUGAACGGCAAACCCCAGGAAUAA
Aspergillus welwitschiae is the source of this 1386-nucleotide messenger RNA. Its product is annotated as flotillin domain protein. The coding region runs from base 1 to 1386 and encodes 461 amino acids. Gene Ontology annotation, cellular component: plasma membrane. Lineage: Eukaryota; Fungi; Ascomycota; Eurotiomycetes; Eurotiales; Aspergillaceae. Gene Ontology annotation, biological process: protein localization to plasma membrane. The transcript is spliced from 7 exons. The record is from RefSeq and is a predicted model, not a curated record.